GAUAAUGAUAAUGAAAACGAGUAUUAAAAUACUCCUUACUAAUAUAUACUCCUUUUAGCUACUUCGACAAUUUAAUUGAAAAACUCUAGGCUCUACCCCAUUUUGAUUCAACCAUUUCUUCUAUAUAAAUCCUCACGCUGGCUUAAUGCACAAACAAAUAAGCAUCACUAAAACAACAUGAGUAAGCUUAUCACUUCCUACCGUUAUACUCUCACAGCAUUGCUUCUAACAAUCUCCCUCAUCUUCUCACACACCACCACCACCAAUGCCAGAAAAUGCAACCCAUAUAAGCCUCUUAUCGGCAGGCCGGCCCCUCCAGGGAAAUGUGAUCCUAGUGGAGCGACCUGUUGCGAAGCAGGCCGCUCUUACCUUACAUACAAAUGCUCACCCCCAGUAACUCGCCAAACCUCAGCAAUCCUAACGGUAAACAGCUUUGCCGAAGGUGGAGACGGGGGUGGCCCUUCAAAAUGUGAUAACCGAUUCCACCAUGACAGCGCCCGUGUGGUUGCUCUGUCGACUGGAUGGUUUGAACAUAGGUCUCGAUGCGGCAAACAUAUUAUCAUCAACGGCAAUGGGAGAAGCACUACAGCAAAGGUGGUGGACGAGUGUGACUCCACCCAGGGGUGUGAUAGAGAACAUGGGUAUCAAGUCCCUUGCCACUAUAAUGUUGUGGAUGCAUCUAAUGCUGUUUGGAGUGCCCUUGGGGUGUCCGAUAGCUCAAGUCAAUACGGUGGUAUGAAGAUUACUUGGACUGAUGCAUAAUACAGCUUAAACUUAUGUGUAUCAAUUGUUAUUAGGUCUAUCUAUAUAUUUAAAUAAAUUACUUUUCUUAUCUUAUGUCAUGUACUCAUAAGUAUGGAACUAUGCACUAUAGUCAAGGUCGUUUUAAAUA
Amaranthus tricolor (Joseph's coat) is the source of this 892-nucleotide messenger RNA. Its product is annotated as putative ripening-related protein 1. The transcript has a single exon. The record is from RefSeq and is a predicted model, not a curated record. The coding region runs from base 178 to 762 and encodes 194 amino acids. NCBI's taxonomy places the organism in Eukaryota, Viridiplantae, Streptophyta, Magnoliopsida, Caryophyllales, Amaranthaceae.